GGGGUAGCAAAUAUGCCCCGGACAAGCCACCCAGGUACAUGAGAGAACUGUAUCAGAUUUACCGCCAUGGGGCGGCCAAUGCCGAGUUGACGACUGGCAAUACGGUUCGGAGUAUACAUGCUGAUAUAGGAGACGUUAAUGAAGGCCAUAUGUUUUGUAUUCAACCUAUCUUCGGUGGGCCGUCAAGAGAAAAUCAUCAGCGCGGAAAUACAUAUAUACCGGAAGAAGGCCAAGAAGGCCAAAAAGAAGAAAGACCCGGAGAUGCUUGUAUAUGAAGUCGCUCCCCAGUACAUGACGCUCAGCAAGCAAGUAAGUUUGCACCAGUCCAGUCGGGGAUGGCACUCUGUUCAGGUGACCGAACCGGUCAGAAGCUGCCUUUCAGCCAGAAGGCUUCAGCCUCAUCUUUUGGCUCUGACUUUUGAGGGAGAGAACAACAAAGGUCGAGCAAGUCUCUUGUCUCUCAAGAGGUUUAUUAGUAGGCAUUCUUUGCCUUUCCUGAUUGUGUUUUCCAACGACACGGCUAAUAAUAUUACACUGGACCAUCUUGAUCCUCACUAUGGCAAGCCAAGCACACCCAGAAAGUCUUCUCCGCUCAAGAACAACCCAUCCUCCGUGCCAUUGCCUCAUCCAAAUUUCUUCCACGGUACCGACUUUACUCUGGAAGAGUUGGGGUUAUCAACUAAUGUGAAUCACAGGCUACCAGACACGCCGUUAAAAGAAGAAACUGACGAUUCCACGGUGGUUACGAACGAUACGGGCGAGCAGGAAGCAGCCGUGGAAAUUUUAGCGAUGAGUGAAGAUGGUGAUGACAAUGCCACAGAAGUUGUGCAGAGAGCAAAACGGUCUAUGGUGGAUAACAAAAUACCCGAAGAACCUUUUGACUUCAGUUCUUUAAACUUUAAUAUUCCCCAAACGCAUCCGAGUAUUCUUGUGUCACGGGAAGAAUCACGACAGCACCAGUCCUCCUCAAAGCUCAUCCCGUAUCCCGAGUCAUCACGGAAAGGUAGGCGAGGCAAGAAAAAUCGAAAUCGAAAGCGAAACCGAAAAAACCGUCGGCGCCGAAGAAAACACAACAAGCAGAGUUUGCCUCUUCCUCAUGAAUGGGAGGAGCAGGACAACAAGACCACAGUCAUAAAGGACGACACAUUGUGUAGUCGAAAAAAGCUGGUGGUAAAUUUCGCUGAUAUCGGCUGGGGAGAGUGGAUCAUCGCACCUGCUUCUUUUGAGGCGCAUUACUGUGCGGGUUCGUGUCCAUUCCCGCUAACAAAGAGUUUGCGGCCGUCCAACCAUGCUACCAUACAGAGCAUUAUUAAUGUGAUUGGCAUCAGACCGGAAGUCCCGGCCCCGUGUUGUGUUCCAGAGGUCAUGACCUCGGCGACAUUACUUUACUUCGAUGGAAAUAAAAACGUUGUACUGAAGAACUACCCUCACAUGAGUGUGCAGUCAUGCUCCUGUCGGUAAAUCUUGUUGCUGUGUUGUGUUUCGGUUAACUUCUUUCUCAGGGUUUUCAUUUUUGCCGCACACAGUACGAGGCUCACGAUUUGGUGGAAGUAGAAACUUGUUCAGAAUUUCGAAAGGCAAAGAAAAGAUAUGUGAUCACAUCACUGAUAGUCCUUGAAUGAGUACUUAAGAUUUUUUCCAUGUAAAUGACGACAGCUUAACGAUGUAUCGUCCUGGAAGGUGUAACAGGUGUGUUGCACCAAGGUGUUGUAUUAUCACGCUGACCGAUCAAAGACACAUCUCAACCUGACGCCAGGUGUCGAUAGGGUCCACACGCGGGAUACCUGUAUAGUUUCGUCUUAUCUUCAGGAAAUUUGGACGCUGCCAAAAUCUCCUGGUGUGCUGUACUGCACUAGUCAGCAACCUUGCCUCUUUUAUCACUUCAAAGAGGAUGGAACGAUUCGGCGUCAGUCAGUUUACUGAAAGCAGUUUCUAAAUAAGGAUGUGCUAUCAACUUAAAGGGUUGAUUGCCAAGCGGAGACGAAGCGGCUAGACGUUUAUAUUGCCGAACUGACUAGAAGGGCGAGAGGCAGACGACCGAAACCUCCCGGGGCGCAAACCAGGCUUCAUGUCAGACUUAGUAUGUUUAUUUGACUUUGAUCACGCGGCUUGAAAUAGCGUGAAGUAUUGCUUGGUGAUAGGACGGCAGUCACCUCAAGCUUCCGGUGCCGGAAAGGAAGCAAUCGGUCUGGCGUCAACUUCAGCUCACUGUUAUGUGCAGAAGGGAAACAAAUGACGGCGAAUGGCAAGUGCCGAUCUUGUAUGCUCUAUCAAUGUACUUGGCACGGACAGUUUCUGUCUUCUAUAUUCAACAUCUCUUACCAAGCAUAUACUGAGGUUAUGACUCGCACAUAUCAUGCUUCCUUCGGAAUGCUAUUAUUAUACUUAUCCAUGUGAGGAAGAUGACAAAACAAAUAUUAUAACAACAAAGAACUCUUUACACAGGUAUGGAUAACGGUUUUAACUUUAGAAUACAGAAUGCGAAUAUUAUUUGCUUUGUCCCGAAGAGAUGUUCACAACAAACUAUAUGUACAUGGAAUGGGAAGAUCAUUCCUAGCGCUUUGAACUUAAUAAUGUCUAGUUGGGUCUAUUCGUCAUGGAAAACUUUGUGUCAUGCGAAGAAUUCUUCCACGGGAGCUGGAUGUGGAAGGAAGAAACUAUGUAGGGAAUCACUAUUAUGUUUUAUGCGGCAGGUAUAUAUCGUUGAUCUUCAUGUCCUGCCUUUUAGAGCUUUUGUAGAUAAAGAAUUGCUUAUUUUACUCAAUCUUUUUGUAUUGCCUGAUAAUAAAAAUUACUGAUCCUACCAGUGAUUUCCAGAUAAGAAACUACAAAUACUGCAUCCACAACAUUUCACUUCUCUGUCAAAAAAAAUUUUCCUGACAUUUUUAAGGCUUUAUUCGCACUUAUCCCCUAGAAGUUUCACACAUAACGCCUAUGACCCAUUCCAAAUAACCGAUGUACACAACGGAUCGAAAGACACCUUACUUAAAACACAGUAUUUUCGUCAAAUUUUUGCAUGCAGCAUUUAUAAAACAUUUAUGAGUCUGUUGAGAUGUAAUCCAUAUCAGCUCCAGAGGGCAAUAUGAAAUGGACCUUUCAUUGGGAACGUUAAUACAUUGGGAGUGUGUAAAUGCCAAAGGUUUUUGUUCGAGUAUACAGGAUUAUUCGUCUGGGUAUUUCAGUAUUUAUAUAAGCUUUGAUCAGACGUUCUGCCUGUAUGUCACUAGAAUGUGGACAUAUACCAUCUUAUAAAUGUUGAAUGUAAUGAUAUGAAUUGAAACUAUAUUGCACACUACUGGAUUAUUAUCAGCAUGCUGAUGUUUUCGAUUCCGACUGUUUCGGUAUCUGACGUGGCUUUCUUAGAACUGAAGCGUUCAUCUGGUGCACCCACAAACCGCGUACUCAAAAAAGUAAUGAAAAAUUCUUUUGUAAAAAGUGGCAUCUGAUCCGAUACAGACAGAAAGAGAAAGGUGUACAAAUAUGUAAGUUGGUAGCCCAUGUAGUACGUCCUAUAAGCAAUUUGAGACUGACAAUGGUUAUGAGGAAAUCAACAUUAUCGAACAGGUAUGAUUGUUUGCUGGAAUCAGAAACGUUUUUCCGAAUCGCUUGCAUUUACGUAUAGCAUCAUACACGUCCAUGGGGGUUUGAGGCAGAUGGGGUUUGAUGGAAUUAAGGCUGAUGUAUGUGUUAUAAUUAUGUUGAUAGAUAUGAAUAGUUUGUGUAUCUUGGAAUCUUCUUGAUUGCGAUGAGCAAACAACAAAAUGAUUAUCCAGCAUUGUGGUAAAUACAUGUAUAAAAGUUCCCUCACACGGUACAGUCAACGGAUGCUGCAUGGUAUCGGAUGGAAGUUCAUAGAAGACUGUUGUUAGCUAGACUUCAUAUACGUUUAUUGAUUUGGUUCUGUUCAGUCAGUAACUCUGAUGUUUAUUGUAAAGCUGGUAUCGUCUUUCACUGAGUAGUGAAACCAACAGUCAAUGAUACUAACUGAGAAAUAAACACUUUACUUUAAUCUGCUUUUUAUUCGAAAAUAGACCGCUGUUAAGCAAUGCGACUUUGAACAAGUCAGCCAAAACCCCAUAUACAAAUAAAUCUCCGUAGGCUACUGAUGCAAAAGUGACUACAUUUGAAAAAGUAUUGUUUUCUGUAAUAAAAGUGAAUACCGGAUACAUGUUGGGAGUUCUUGACAUUGCUGUGAAGACAAGCGAGAUGUUAUGCCUACCUCAACGCGUGCCUAGAUGUAUAGGUAUAUCUCCUAUCUCCGAGAAUUAAUUUGAAUAUCAAGCCGUAUUUCGUGUGGCUUCUAUCACACUUUUGUCGUGAUUAUGUAUUAUUGGUUGUAUAUUAGAUUAUUGUAUAUUUUGUAUAUAUGGACUACCUCUGAGCUGACACGUAUAAGCACAAGUGGAUAUCGGGUACUUCACACUGGCUCGGGCGUGAUUUCGGAAACACUGCAACAACAUGGAAUGACGGAGUGAUGUAUAGUUGUUGAGUUGUGAAUA
Liolophura sinensis is the source of this 4499-nucleotide messenger RNA. RefSeq lists its product as uncharacterized. Gene Ontology annotation, molecular function: growth factor activity; cytokine activity. The transcript has 3 exons. Lineage: Eukaryota; Metazoa; Mollusca; Polyplacophora; Chitonida; Chitonidae. The coding region runs from base 139 to 1461 and encodes 440 amino acids. Gene Ontology annotation, cellular component: extracellular region. The record is from RefSeq and is a predicted model, not a curated record.